Messenger RNA from Mya arenaria, 3665 nucleotides. Its product is annotated as EGF-like domain-containing protein 1. The coding region runs from base 52 to 1614 and encodes 520 amino acids. The transcript has 12 exons. NCBI's taxonomy places the organism in Eukaryota, Metazoa, Mollusca, Bivalvia, Myida, Myidae. The record is from RefSeq and is a predicted model, not a curated record.
CUGACAGCGACUCGUGCGGGUAAGAUUUCCGUUGUCAUCUAUAAAGAAACAAUGCGGGUCACUUUUGUUAUUCUCUGCUGCAUGUUGGUCACGAGGGUGUACAGUAUGUACAAUUGUAAGCGACUGGAAGACUGUCAAAAUGGAGGAACUUGUAACGAUGAUGGUACCUGUACAUGCGUGAAUGGAACCCACUAUAGAUGCGAAGUUGAUAACACUGUUCCAUGUGCGGCGGAAACCAUUGACUGUGGAGCUAACGGUCAGUGUUUUACAGACGUGACAGAUGUAUGUGCCUGUGAUUAUGGGUACUAUGGAACCAAUUGUGAAUCCUCACUCGUUGAAAUCGACUGCACUGCGGAUUCGGCGACCUAUAUCCUGAUGUUUCCGGACAGUUUCACCGGGACAGUUGAGAUUGUCCCGGCAAACCCUGCAACCACUGUAACAGAAACAUGCGUGAAAUCACCGACCACUGCUGACGGAUAUAAGACUUACAAUGCGUCCUUUGAUCUUUCGACCGAAGGGACCACAGAUUGCCCGACAAGCCUCUUAUCACCCGCUGAUCAAGGCGGUGAGAAUAUGGAUUACUCGGCUUUGCUGAUCGUUCGCUAUUGGCCAAACUUGAGUACAAGUCUGGACGAGUUAUACAACCUUACAUGUAGCCACGUCGGCGGAGUUGUUGAGAUAUACCAGGACAUCAGUAACGUCUCCCUCACAGUGACAGAUUUGGAUCAGGUUACUAAAGACAAGUCUUUUAGUCCGAUUGAAAUGGCUCUGACGAAGGACAGCGGUACUAUGUUUGACUCCGAGACUUCACUGAUAGUCGGUGAUAAAUUUGACGUCAAUGUUUUCCUCAACGUCGACACAGGAAGUUUUGCGUCAGUUCGGUUCGAGUCAUGCGUAGCCAACAAUACCCUCGAGGGUGGUGAAAGUAAAAUCUACAACGUUUUUGAGAAUGGUUGCCCUACAGCUAGAGGUAAAGCCACGACUUCCGAACAAGUAGACACCAGUUUCGAAAACAAGAUUGGAAAAAAGAUUACCAUUACCGCCUUCAAAUUCAGAGACUCACAGAAGAUCGGGUUAGUUUGCAAGGCAAAAGCCUGCAAAACAGCAGAAGAUUGCAACGCGCCAACUAAUUGUGCCGAAGUAAGAGCUGCUGCUGCUGCUGCUGCUGCUGCUGCUGCCGCCGCCACAAGUCCAACAGACCCACCAACAGAAGCACCAGCAGAGACACCAACAAGCUCACCAACAGCUGCUAACGACCCUACUACUAGCGAGACAACAGGUAGGCGUAAGAGGCGUGCUGCGGGGGAUGAUAACGAGGAACGCACUGUCUCUGCCGUCAUCACCGUUCUCAAUCCUGGCGAGACGCUGAAGGACGCCAGCACUGGCGAGGAGCAAGUCGAAACCACAGUGGGAUCAUGUUUGGCACACAGUUCGAUCUUCUCCGUGAUUGUCGUCCUCGGAGUGAUCAUCCUGAUCCUAUUCAUAGCAUGUUUGGUAAUGGCGGUCGUCCUCAUGCGCAGGCGCGAACGGAAGCUAGUGAACAACGAGCUUGUUCAGCCGGAGCGAUUUCAAAUUCCUCGUGCUCAUGUGAAUUCAGCUUAUAAUGACUUUUAAAUCACUGUUUUUAUUUGCAUAUGUAGAUAGUUUCAUAAUUGUAUGCACUUGAAUUCUUUUUUGCUUAAGGUAUUCAAUGUACAAAUAAUUUAUCGUGCCAUUGAUCAUAUAUUCGGAACUCCUCGGCCAAUUUCCAUCGAGAAAAACCACGGAUAUAUCUGGACGGUUUACAACGUCAAAAUACUUUCAAUUAACUACGCUGCAAGUAGAUCGCGUAGUAAUUUCAAUUUAGCAGAUAAACUUGCCUUCCCUCUUAUUUAUGCAAAACUCACUUCACUAGCAACCAAAUUAGACUCAGUUAUACAAAAUACACGUAAACAAACUAUAAUUAAUAGAUACUAUUAUUUGAAAAAAUACGAGCUACUUCCAUAAAUGUAUCAGCAAACAUCCGAGGUUGAUUUCGAUGGAAAAUGGCCGAGGAGUUCCGAACGAUUGAUCAUCAUGUUAAAUUGUGAUGAUAAGUGACCCCGUAUAAUUAUGGCAUCUUUUUAUAUUACCCUUUUCUUCUAUAAUUGAAAUAAAACGUAAACUUGGACGAUUUGAGGGUGUAUCUCGCCUAUGGACCCGCUUGUGUUAUUGGUUUAUUAUUUACAAGUCUUUCUCAACUCACAUCAUCCAGAUAAUAUGGCGUCAUCAGGAAUACAAAAUUCACAUUAUUUGCAGACGUAGGUCACAGGAGUAUUGUACCUUAAGUAAAGUUUUAUAUGGAAAUUAAUGUGUACAGUAGUUGUGUUUUGCCAUAUGCUUACAAAGGUUUAUUUUCCUAUUAUGUAAUCUUCAACAUUUUCCUACGGAAUGGGAACCCUUCACGCUCUAACUGCAUGUAACACGUUGAGACAAACCAGUGAAAAACCUCCACAUGAUGGCGGCUCACUUAAGUAGAUACGUACCAACGUGGCAUGACAUGUUUGAAAGUGUGAAUGGAAAAAGUACUUGCCUUUUUGGAAUGGUCAUUGAACUCGACAUUAGGAAAUUUGCAAACGGGUUGUUCCACUAUGCUUGCUUGCUAUUGUAUGUAAAUUGUAUGCUUCACACAUUUGCUCUUUGUAAUUGCACAAUAAGUUUAUGUUUAUAAACCAUUUCUAUAUAUUGCAUUGUUCUUCCAUUACUUCGUAUGUUGCAUUUUUGUAGGUAUAGUACAUGAUAUUGGCAUUUGGUGUCUAAUAGAUGCUCUUUAUAUACAACAUUCGGAACUACUCGGUCAUUUCCCAUCAAAAACGACCUCGGUUGACGGUUUACAUAUCAGAAAUCUUUAUAUUUAAAUACGCUGCUAGUAGAUCGCGUAGUAAUUUCAGUUUAAUAGUAAAACAUUUAGCAUUUACUUUUUUAAGCAAAAAAUGAACUUCACUGGAAAAUCAUUUCAAAUUUUGAUACAUAUACGUUAAAAGACUACAAUUAAUUAAUUCUAUUAUUUGAAAUUUUACGAACUAUUUGUACUCAUAUACCGGCAAACAUCCGUGGAUGUUUUCGAUGGACAAUGGCCGAGGUGUUCCGAAUGGAUAUUCACUUGACAACGUGUUGCCCCACCAUUUCAAAUAUUGUUGAAACCUGAAAGCAGUGUGUGUGUGUAUACCACGUGAUAAAUUGCGUCAUAAAUGCUACGUCGGAAGGAUACAUUUUGCUUCGAAUGAAUACUUUAAACAAAGGUAACUUCACUAUCUCUUCACCAUUUUAAAUGAAUCUAGCGCAGUUAACGCCGCUUACGGAGCCCCUUUGUCGGUCAUUUACCAGAGUUUGAUUGAGAGCUUAGUUUCUUUAAACACUUCGACAAACAUUUUAAAACGGUAAUAAAACGAAGGCGGCACCCUUUAAGCGGCAUUGACUGCCCUUUGUUUCAUUUAAAAUGGUAGCAUAUCUGACGUAAUUUAUCACGUAGUAUAAACACACUGGAAAAAUCACCUCACGAGAUGGAUUUCAUCAACAAUUUGCCCCCUGUUCCUACCCCGGUGGGGCACAAUAUUUCUCUAUUAGUUUGUCGUAUUUUAAUACCUUGCUUAAAAUUUCUGCAUGUAUAAAACACCAGUAGAUUUUAUUAAAUUCUUCAAAUAUUU